Messenger RNA from Leptidea sinapis, 2734 nucleotides. RefSeq names its product charged multivesicular body protein 1b (gene Chmp1). The transcript is spliced from 4 exons. Gene Ontology annotation, biological process: late endosome to vacuole transport; protein transport; endosome transport via multivesicular body sorting pathway. The record is from RefSeq and is a predicted model, not a curated record. The coding region runs from base 204 to 815 and encodes 203 amino acids. Gene Ontology annotation, cellular component: ESCRT III complex; multivesicular body. Lineage: Eukaryota; Metazoa; Arthropoda; Insecta; Lepidoptera; Pieridae.
UUGUAAUUUGUUUGUGAAUUGCGUUAGUUUUGAUUUAUCUUUUGAACUUCUGACUCACCCAUAAUUAAGAUCCACAAUUCUAUAAUAUCAUAUAAAGUUAUAUACCUUUCAGUUAAUUAAUCUUAUUUUCAGUGUUUCCAGGAACACCUGGUUUACAUUUAUUUUCUUAAAGUUUUGUUGAAACCGUCAAACUGGGGAACGAAAUGUCGUCAUCUGCUAUGGAGAAGCAUCUUUUUAAUUUAAAAUUUGCUGUAAAAGAGCUAGAGCGAAAUUCAAAAAAAUGCGAGAAAGAAGAAAAAUUAGAAAAAGAAAAAGCCAAGAAAGCAAUACAAAAAGGUAACAUGGAAGGUGCUAGAAUUCAUGCUGAAAAUGCAAUAAGACAAAAAAAUCAGGCCUUAAAUUAUUUGCGAAUGUCUGCAAGAGUUGAUGCUGUAUCAAGUAGAGUGCAAACUGCUCUCACUACUAGAAAGGUCACUAACUCCAUGGCUGGUGUUGUAAAAGCAAUGGAUGCUGCAAUGAAGUCAAUGAACUUAGAGAAGAUUUCUACUUUAAUGGAUAAGUUUGAGAGCCAAUUUGAGGACUUGGAUGUCCAGUCAUCAUACAUGGAGAAUGCUAUGUCCCAGACGACCACUACCACUGUGCCCCAGGGUGAUGUUGAUCAGUUGUUGCAACAAGUAGCUGAUGAAGCAGGAUUGGAAUUGAAUAUGGAACUUCCUUCAGGAGUACCAAGCACUUCAAUUGGUACAGCCACAGUAGUGUCUCAAGAACAAGAUGAACUCACACAAAGGCUGGCCAGAUUACGACAAGCUGAAUAACCUAACAGAUGGAUAGGUCUUAGGUUAGGAUUAUUUAAGUGUAUAACACACAUUACAGUAUUAUUUUGCAAUGGAUUGAGUAAUAUAACCUAAUACUUGUUAUUGAAUCAAUGAAUCAUUUAUUUUCAGAUGAUGGAUCAGAACCGGUAUAAUUAAAAAAUGAUUUAAUAUUACUUGCAAAAGCAGUAAAAUUACUUCUUAUCAAAUAUAAUAUAAAAUUCUUGUAACACGAUGUUUGUUACCAAACUGCUCCGAAACAGCUGAACCGAUUUGUAUGCAUAUCGGGUAGGUCUGAGAAUUGGCCAACAACUAUUUUUUAUAGCCCAAAAACUUUUUUUGUUAAUUUGUAUGGCAAUACAACAUUUGCUGGGUCAGCUAGUAUUCCAAAAUAAAAGUGUGGUAUAUAUAUUUAAAAUAAUUAUUUUAAUUUCCAUCUUAAAGUCCAGUUGUUAAUAUAAUAUUUUGAGUGUACUCAAUCCAUUGCAUUCUAAGCUCUGUAACAAUGUGAUAAUUUUUUAUAUUUAUUAAGGAAUCAGUUUACAAUUGUGUGUAUAUGAACUGUAUAUAGCUAAGAGUGCAGAACAUCAUAUUUUACUUUUUAACAUUGGCUAAUAUAAAGGUAGAAAGAAAGAAAUAUUAUUUAUUCACUAAGGUCAAAAUGACAGUUAUGAAUGUCAAAUAUUUUACUAUUUAUAUUUUAAUAACAUGUUUUAAAUAUAACAAAUAUACAAUACAUUUGCUAUAUAGUUUAAAGUGCUGGUCCUCCUUUGAAUAUAUUCGUUAUUAUGUUAUUUUCCGUCUUACCCUAUUAUGGUUAAAUAAAAUUACAGAUUGGUCUUCAUAAAUCCAAAACUUCACAGAUAUUUAAUAUAUAAUAAUGUAUACUAUAUUAAGCUUAUGAAAAGUUUGUGGUUCAGCAUGGCGGUAUCCAAUAUGCAUAAAAUUAAUUUAAUUGAAGCAUAUUUUCUUAUAGCAUGAAUAAACAUUUUAUUAAAUCUGACUAACUUCUUCCAUCCCAUUUUUUUCUUACUAUACAAUGAAAUGCUCUUUUACCGCAUUUAUCACGGAGAGUACUGAGAGAAGCUGUUUGGGUUGAUUCCAGAUUCAGAUCCAGGCCAAGUUCCACCACCAGACAUUCCAUCAAAAUGCUAAACACCACCCGCAUCAUGUUGCGUCUGGCAUUCCACAACUCAGGUUUUGCAAGCAAUUUCUUGCACAGCUACAUAUGUUGUGGAAUCAAUGGCUCGGUUGCUAUUUUCCCUAACCAAUACGGCUUAGGCACCUUCAAGAAAGGAAGCACCCUCCCACCUUAAAGGCCGGCAACACAUCUCUUGACACCUAUUGUUGCGGAUGUCCAUGGAUGGCUGCCUCACCACUCAGUCAACGUCAGGACGUUCAGCUGAUGGUAAUUGAUACGCCCUACCCAUAAUAAUGCAGUGCUGCUCAGGAUUGUUGAAAAACACAAAAAUUCUGAGCGGCACUACAAUUGCACUCGUCCCUUUGUGACAUAAGAUGUUAAGUCUCAUUUGCCCAGUAAUUUCACUAGCUACGGCGCCCUACAGACGGAUUCGCAGUAAUGUUUACAUAUUACUGCUUCACGGCAGAAAUAGGCGCCGUUGUGAUACUCAUAAUCUAGCCGUCUUCCUGUGCAAUAGAGCCUCCCACUGGUAAGGAUUACCAACUACUAUCCUACUAAAAAAAAAACCAUUGAAGUACAAUAAAUUGGUGUAACUGUCAUAAAACUAAUUGCAUGCAUACACCUAUAUAUCUUAUGCUAUUUUUGUUAGAAAGUUGUAAAAUACUAUAAAUAUGUACCUAUUUCAAAUCGGUAAUUUAAAUGUUCAUUAUAAUGUGUAUAAUAUAAUGUCAUAAGUAACACACUUGUGUUUUGUAUAUUAAUUAUAUUAUAUGUUAUCAAA